GUGGCGGGUCCCUGCCGCGGGGCUGGCGGGCUGAAGGGAAGAAAGAUGGCGGCAGCGGCGGCGGCUGGUGCGGCCUCCGGGCUGCCGGGUCCGGUGGCACAAGGUCUGAAGGAGGCGUUGGUGGAUACGCUCACCGGGAUCCUAUCCCCAGUGCAAGAGGUGCGAGCGGCUGCGGAGGAACAGAUUAAGGUGCUCGAGGUGACAGAGGAAUUUGGUGUUCACCUGGCAGAGCUGACUGUGGAUCCCCAGGGAGCACUGGCAAUCCGUCAGCUGGCAUCAGUCAUUUUGAAGCAAUAUGUGGAAACUCACUGGUGUGCCCAGUCAGAGAAGUUUAGGCCUCCUGAAACUACAGAAAGGGCAAAAAUUGUUAUCCGGGAGCUAUUGCCCAAUGGGUUGAGAGAAUCAAUAAGUAAGGUGCGCUCCAGUGUGGCCUAUGCAGUGUCAGCCAUUGCCCACUGGGACUGGCCUGAAGCUUGGCCCCAGCUCUUCAACCUGCUCAUGGAGAUGUUGGUGAGCGGAGAUUUAAAUGCAGUCCAUGGAGCCAUGCGAGUGCUGACAGAAUUCACUCGAGAAGUAACAGACACACAGAUGCCACUUGUUGCUCCUGUCAUCCUCCCAGAGAUGUAUAAGAUCUUCACUAUGGCCGAGGUGUAUGGUAUUCGAACCCGUUCCCGAGCUGUGGAGAUUUUCACCACUUGUGCCCAUAUGAUCUGUAACAUGGAGGAAUUGGAAAAGGGUGCAGCCAAAGUUCUGAUCUUUCCUGUGGUGCAGCAAUUCACAGAGGCCUUUGUUCAGGCCCUCCAGAUACCAGAUGGCCCCACAUCUGACAGUGGGUUUAAGAUGGAAGUCCUAAAGGCAGUGACAGCCCUGGUAAAAAACUUCCCAAAGCACAUGGUGUCCUCCAUGCAACAGAUUCUGCCUAUUGUCUGGAACACCCUAACUGAGAGUGCAGCUUUUUAUGUGAGGACAGAAGUAAAUUACACAGAAGAAGUAGAAGAUCCUGUGGAUUCUGAUGGUGAAGUCCUGGGCUUUGAAAAUCUCGUCUUUAGCAUUUUUGAGUUUGUCCAUGCCCUCCUAGAAAAUAGCAAAUUCAAAAGCACUGUUAAGAAAGCCUUGCCUGAGUUGAUUUACUAUAUAAUCCUGUACAUGCAAAUCACUGAGGAACAGAUUAAAGUAUGGACAGCCAACCCACAGCAGUUUGUAGAAGAUGAAGAUGAUGAUACUUUCUCCUAUACUGUUAGGAUUGCAGCUCAAGACCUAUUGCUUGCUGUGGCCACUGAUUUCCAGAAUGAGAGUGCAGCGGCCCUGGCUGCUGCAGCCACUCGGCAUUUACAAGAAGCUGAGCAAACCAAAAACAGUGGCACCGAACACUGGUGGAAGAUACAUGAGGCAUGUAUGCUUGCCCUUGGCUCAGUGAAGUCCAUCAUCACAGACAGUGUGAAGAAUGGCAGGAUUCAUUUUGACAUGCAUGGGUUCCUGACCAAUGUCAUCCUUGCAGACCUCAACCUCUCAGUGUCUCCUUUUCUCUUGGGCCGGGCACUUUGGGCUGCCAGUCGGUUCACUGUUGCUAUGUCCCCUGAAUUGAUCCAGCAGUUUCUACAGGCAACAGUUAGUGGUCUUCAUGAGACACAACCUCCAUCAGUUCGAAUUUCUGCUGUGAGAGCCAUCUGGGGUUAUUGUGAUCAACUGAAAGUCUCGGAGAGUACCCACGUGCUUCAGCCCUUCCUCCCGAGUAUCCUGGAUGGCUUAAUUCACCUAGCAGCCCAGUUCAGCUCAGAGGUCCUCAACCUGGUGAUGGAGACCCUAUGCAUCGUUUGUACAGUAGACCCAGAAUUCACAGCAAGCAUGGAAAGCAAAAUCUGCCCAUUCACCAUCGCUAUUUUCCUAAAGUACAGUAACGAUCCUGUCGUCGCCUCGCUGGCUCAGGAUAUCUUCAAGGAGCUGUCUCAGAUUGAAGCCUGUCAGGGCCCAAUGCAGAUGAGGCUGAUUCCCACUCUAGUGAGCAUAAUGCAGGCCCCAGCGGACAAGAUCCCUGCAGGGCUGUGUGCGACCGCCAUUGAUAUCCUGACCACAGUAGUACGGAAUACAAAGCCUCCCCUUUCCCAGCUACUCAUCUGCCAAGCUUUCCCUGCUGUGGCACAGUGCACCCUUCACACAGAUGACAACGCCACUAUGCAGAAUGGUGGAGAGUGCUUGCGGGCUUAUGUGUCAGUGACGCUGGAGCAGGUGGCCCAGUGGCAUGACGAGCAGGGCCACAAUGGGCUGUGGUACGUGAUGCAAGUGGUGAGCCAGCUCCUGGACCCCCGCACCUCAGAGUUCACUGCUGCCUUUGUGGGUCGCCUCGUCUCCACCCUCAUCUCUAAGGCAGGGCGGGAGCUGGGGGAGAAUCUGGACCAGAUUCUUCGUGCCAUCCUCAGUAAGAUGCAGCAGGCAGAGACGCUCAGUGUCAUGCAGUCCCUGAUCAUGGUGUUCGCUCAUCUGGUGCACACGCAGCUGGAACCCCUCCUGGAGUUCCUGUGCAGCCUCCCAGGACCUACUGGCAAACCUGCCCUGGAGUUUGUGAUGGCCGAGUGGACGAGUCGACAGCAUCUGUUCUAUGGACAAUAUGAGGGCAAAGUCAGCUCUGUGGCACUGUGUAAACUGCUCCAGCAUGGCAUCAAUGCAGAUGACAAACGGCUACAGGAUAUCCGCGUGAAGGGAGAGGAGAUCUACAGCAUGGACGAGGGCAUCCGCACCCGCUCGAAGUCAGCCAAAAACCCUGAGCGCUGGACAAACAUUCCUUUACUGGUCAAGAUCUUGAAGCUGAUCAUCAAUGAGCUGUCCAAUGUCAUGGAGGCCAACGCCGCACGCCAGGCCACUCCUGCAGAGUGGGGCCAAGAUGAAUCCAAUGAUAUGUGGGAGGACCAGGAGGAGGACGAGGAGGAGGAAGAGGACGGUUUAGCUGGCCAACUCUUAUCUGACAUCCUCGCUACAAGUAAAUAUGAGGAGGAUUACUACGAAGAUGACGAGGAAGAUGAUCCUGAUGCCCUGAAGGAUCCUCUCUAUCAGAUUGACCUGCAGGCCUAUCUCACAGACUUCCUCUGCCAGUUCGCUCAGCAGCCCUGCUACGUAAUGUUCUCAGGCCACCUUAAUGACAACGAGAGGCGGGUUCUUCAGACCAUUGGCAUCUAAAAAAGGGAGACUUUCCAAAUCUGCUCCUCCUGGUCCAGCCACAGACCAUUUUUGCAGCCCUUAACUGGCCUUGAGCUGUACUUUCUUUUCAACCUAGAGUGGCCUCCUGACUUGGCCCUUGGCCUUUGCAGAGUGACACUGACAAUUCAGACCAAGGUCACCAGUGCUGUCACUUAGGAAUACUGGAACAAAGGACAUUUCUCAAAAGUCCCUCUGAAGAUACUCCAUCUCUAGGACCUUUUUCUCCCCAACUGUGCCCCCACCUCUGUUCCUAAAGUCCUCUGCUGGCCACUCCAGAAACAUAUUGCCCAGAAGGAUUAUGUGUUCAUGGAUUAUUUUGCCCCACCGAAGGAGCACAGGAAGUCACAACCAUUUACCUUCUAAAACAGACCUGUGUACUUUUAUAGGACAUCUGAUGUGUUCAGAUAGGAAUACCCUUGAGAGAUGAUAAUGCUUUCUGCUCUUCGCCACAGAUGCUCUGGGUUUUCCAUAGGAACGAGAGGGAGCAGCCACAUUUUGGACCCCUCCCCCCCUCCCUCCAGUGACCUCUCCUUGUCUCCCUCCUACAACACUAAGGCUCCUCUGUCACAGGAAGUCCUUUUAUUUUUGCCUCGUUGCAUGACAUAGCCCCUCCCCCCAAGCUAUUCCUGUGUUUACAUGCACACACAAAAUCAGCCAGACAGAUGGCAAUUUGUUUUUCCUUUUUUAGAAAAAAAAAAUGGGAAAAACAUUUUUUUUAAAGUCCACCUAACCCAACUAUAUUUAAUAUUCCUUUCCCACAUAUCACCACACAGUCUGAUAUUCAAAGGUUACCCCCUCUCCCUCAGGAAUCCUCUAAAGUGGUUAAGUUGUAGCCCUCAAAUUUGCAAUGUGUAUUUUUCUAGGAGAGUAAAGUAAUCUUUACAAAUGAAUUUAGUCUGCAUGGUAUAAGGUGUCCCAGCACCUCUGCCUUCUGUUCCUUUUAGAAGGAAAAUAAAAAUAAGGGGGAAAGGAUUAGGCAGAGCCAUGUACACACCCUAGUGUGUUUUAGCUAACCUAGCCCAAAAUGAUUCUUAAAGAACUGGUAUUAUCCAAUCAAAUAUUUUUAAGGAAAGUCCCUUAAUUGGGAAAUGCAGUCAUUGUGGGUUUAAAAAGUGAGUGAGGAUAACCAGUCAAGGGGAGGAAGGUAAAAACCCAGCAUUCCCUUUUUUUAUAGUGCCCAUGCCUAUUGCCCCAAUUUCAGCAGCUACAGAAGAUUUCUUUAGAUUGAUGGUCAAGUCUCUAUUCUCAAGAAAAGGGCUCCACUUGUGGGGCAUUUACCGUACAGGACUGUUCAGGAAGCCUAAGGAUUUUGUAGCUAAUAGUGAUUUCACACCACUAGGUGUCCCUGGUGUACAACUCCCACAUCCGACUGAGUUGGGAAAAGUGUCUGUUAAAGUCACUAUCUUUAUAAAGUCUGAGGGCGUGUGCACAGCCUGGUCUACCAGCCAGGUUCUGAGACUAAUAACUGCCCCUGCUAUUUCUCUCCCUUGAGUUGGGGGAGCCACUCAUACUGGGGAAAUGAUGGAAGUCUGGCUAAUUGGUGCUCAGGAAAACCAGUCUGAGCCUUAGAAACUCACUUCAUGGUUAUUGAUCUCAAGGCAGUGCCAGUUGGUUUCAGUGCUGAAGGUUCCACAGGGCCAAAUCAACCCCUGGUUGUGGCACAAAAGAAUGGUCUCAUGCCAGUGGCAUUGGACUGCUGAGUUUGGGAAGGCUUGGGGCUUUCACACAGACUGAGAAUGAUAUGGACCCCUCCUGGGUCCACUAAUUACAAAAAAAGUCUAUCUCGUGCCAAAAAUGGUCUCCUGACAAGGGUCGUCCUCUCUUCCUGCUCUCUCGCUGGUUUAGGGGGACGGACUAGAAAACUUGAGUUCUAAAGGCAGGGGUCAGAGGAUCACCUGAGGGGCCACCCCUGCCCAAUAGACAUACUGUUGUCCAUAAGAGCAGAGGGUCUUGGACCCUUUGUGUGCAGGCACUUCCUGUGCUCCCAGAGCAUUUCAAUCAUCCCAUUUAACCUUUAUAUAGCAGGUACACAGUAGAUGGUAUUCCCAUUCUAUCAGUGAAGAAGAGAGUUCAGAGACUACAUCCAACGUCUGCAGGAAGAAAAAAAGAUCUGCUUGAGCCCAGUAGUAUUGACAAAAAGUUGAACUCCAGCUCCUUUUUGUCUCCUGUGGUUUUGGCCAAAGAACUAGCUUCAGUCUGAAAAGGUCAGGGCUAACCGGUUAGAAGGAGUUGAAGUUCAAGAUAAGAUAAACAAGGGAAUAAGAGUGCUGAGCUGCUCUAAAAUUCUCCAGGUUUCCUGACCCUGGUGAGUAACAGCUAGCAUACCAACGGCUUUCCCAAGACUAUUGAGCUCUUAGUGGAAGGAACUGAAAGGAAAAUGGAGGAAAUACCAGAAGACAAAAGGAGAUAGAAGUCCAAGAACCGAAGGAAACUAGUUUCCACAAGUCCGCACCAGGUGUGUGAUAAUUGGUCAGGGACUAGGAACUGAUAGCUGACGAAAGCCAAUAAAUAGGAAUGUUGUGAUCCCUGGGGUAUAAUAGAUGUUAUGAAUUCAGAACAAAUGGUGCCAAACUAGCCUCCUAGUCUGAUUUUCUUAACAGAUUAGAUAAAAUCUGGACAUGGUAACAUCAAAGCAUUAGGGAGAUAGAGAAGUUGGUCACUGGCCACCAACUCUCAGACUACAAAUUGGCCUAUUGUGGAAUGGCUUAUGCUGUGCCCCAGGGCUCUGUCCUUGGCCCCUCCUUUGAUAUUAAUGACAGAUGAGGGAGUUUUUUUUAAUGCCUUACCCAUUCCAAAAGGAUCUGAGGCCAUUUAUAAGAGAAACCCUACUAGAUAGGAGAGAUGCUGAUCAGAUUUUUAGAUAACAGGAACCCCUGGGAAGGAUGACAACUUAGGAUCCAAACAAACAAUGUCCAUAAGCUGUAAAAAUGGGCAGAAUUUAAAGGUAAGAUUGUUUCAAAACCCAGAUUGAUGAGUAUGAAGAAAGUUAAGGAUUGCAGAGUGCUGUGCUCUUAACAAUUCUGCGUGCAAGUAAUAAGUGUUUAUGAUGAACUGUUAACGUGUCUUCACUAAACUCCAGUGUAGUCCUGGCUGGGGUAGUAGAAACAGGUUGUGUAAGAUCAUUUCAGCCUUCUGUGCCUGUCGGCAAUCCUAGAGUGCUGUGUUCCGUUACGGUGCUCAAGCAAGAGGCUCCCUGACCGACGGCGAGCCCAGCUGCAAGAGGAGAACCGAGAACUGGAGGGCCUAAGCUGCAUCAAGGGGAAGAAACGUGAAGGAGCUGAGAAGACUCAGGGAACACAGGACACUGCUUUGGAACAUGAAAGGGUUGUCCAGUGAAAGAUACACUUCUCACCCCAGCCAGGCAGACCUGUGGUCAAUGAGUAGUUAAUAAACUCCAAGCCAAAUUCUGGCUA
Molecule: messenger RNA, 6605 nt
Organism: Hyaena hyaena (striped hyena)
Lineage: Eukaryota; Metazoa; Chordata; Mammalia; Carnivora; Hyaenidae
Gene: IPO9
Product: importin 9
Exons: 24
Coding region: 46-3171 (1041 amino acids)
Biological process (GO): protein import into nucleus
Cellular component (GO): nuclear envelope; cytosol
Molecular function (GO): small GTPase binding
Source: RefSeq, a predicted model, not a curated record